GUUACUGACUUAUGGCAUGUUGUUACAGACAAUAAAAUGUAGCUUACUAAAACACUGAAACAUACAACUUCGCAAAGUGGUUCUGUGGUUGAUGACAAUUUUGCUAUGCAAGAUUGAAACAAUCAAACAGAAUGGCUGAUGCUGAAAACUUACAUAGCUCCAAACAAACGGAGCAUCGUCUUACAUUGAAAAAAUCUAGCAAUCGGAAACUAAUUGAAGAUAUUGAAAAUGUCAUGUCAGGCUAUGAAAAUGAUGAAGCUGCUGAACCGGACGCGUUUUGCAGUGGGACCAUCUCUUGGUACAACAACUACCUACGAUAUUACACUCAUGUGGUCAUUUUCUUUGUUAUCUGUUGUGUCUUUCUGAACUCUUAUAUCAUUGUCUUCAAUUACUCCUAUUCAACAUCUGGCUUUGGUGAUCUUGCUGAUUUGUUGUACAUCAUACUUAUGUUUUUACGAUCACGAACUGGGCAUCUCAUUGAUGGGGUUGAAGAACGAAAUCUUUUGAAAGUUCGGGAAAGAUAUCAGACCAGUAUCGGAUUUUUCCUGGAUUUGAUAACCAUUCUUCCAUUCUCAUUUCUUCGAUAUAUUUUACCUGGUGAAGAACAUUGGUUUUAUGUCAUUGAUAAGCAGAAGAUCUAUCUCCGACUUCACUACGUUCUGUACUACAUCGGGUGUAGACAAGAAGAACCUGGAUCAAGCACUGUUAAAUUCAGGACUACGCUCUACAUAACUUUAUCAAGCAUAGUGAUUCAUUUCUCAGCAUUGGGAUUUUAUGGUAUUUCAUGUGCGAAUGCAGGCUAUGGAGAAUUCAGAAUAAGCAUGUGUCGAGAGAAUAGUUGGCUCUAUCAUGCCCUUUUGUAUAAAAUCCAUGAACGUUUGAAUAUUAACUUUAUGCCAAUGGAACAAGAUGUUACUGAUGAAGUUCGGUAUUUGGCUCCUACCUAUGUUAUAAGUCUUUACUGGGCUGCACAUUCAUCUUUUUCAACUGGAUUUGGUGAUGUACAUGCCUUUACAAUCUCUGAAAAGCUGUUCUCGAUGUUUGCAAUGUUGAUUGGAAUGGCUUUCUUGUAUGGAAUGGCUGUUUCAGGAAUUACCUCCUUGCUUUUGAAUGCAGAUGCUCGUCGAGCUUCAUUUGUUCAUUAUUUCGACGCUUUCCAAGGAGAAUUGGAAAACAUGCAUGUCAGAGAGCAGGUCAAAAGUGUGUGUACUGGAUAUUGUGACUACAUAUGGCAUAGAUUUCAGGGUCUCAUGGUUCAUGGAAUAGGAACAUUGGAUAUUCUGCCUGACUGUCUACAUGGAACUUUCACUGAAUAUGCGUUUAAACCACUGCUGGACAGAGCAAGCUUGUUGAAAGGAACUCAAGGCGCUUUGUGGAGAAAACUUGCCCGAGUGUCAAAGCAUCGAAUAUAUUUGAAAAAUCAAUAUGUUCAGCGUUCUGGAGAGAUUGCUGAUGCAAUGUGCUAUGUUCACCGAGGAUUAGUUCAGAUUUUAGACCAGUCAGAAAAAAAUGUUAUUGAUACUAUAUCAGAAGGUGAAUGCUUUGGAGAAGCAUUUUUACUUUUUGAUUUGCCCCGUUUGAACACAAUCAAAUGCCUGACAGAUUGUGAGUUAUUGUGGCUGGACACACAUGCAUUUGCUGAAGUCAUCGUGGAGUAUCCAGAAGCUUCCGAUCAAAUUAAAGAUGCUAUCAGAGAAAGAUGUAUUGCGUCUAAAUGGCCAUUGGAUAUCCCAUCAAUAUCAGAUUCUGUCGCUUUGGAAAGAAUUAUGCAAGGUCAUAGAAAAAGUAUAGUGGAAGAUUUAGAAGGAUCAAUACGAAGAAAAUCUUACCAAUUUGAAAAGUCAGCUUCUGAAGAUGUUUCUGGAGCUGUAAGAAUGACUGAAGUUGCAAAUAUAGAGUAUGAUGGAAUUGGUCUAUCUCGUGUCACUUUUCGUGGUCACCAAAGAGGUGAAUAUUUCCCUGCUACAGAUGAAAAUGAUGAUUCAAACAAGAUGACUUUAUUUCAAAGAAUUGAGAAAGCAACGAUAUGCCAUACAAAUGGAAAAUUUUAUCGGUUCUGGGAAAAAUAUAUUACAGCGCUGUCUCUCUUUGCAUUUUUGUUUCAAUCAACCAUGUUUUGUAUGCACAUGAUAAUAAAGAGGGUGAAUCCUUGUGGUGGAACAUGCCUUGAUACUCUGCCAGUACUGGAUGUUGCUGUAGAUAUGGAAGAUGAUAAAAGUAUGAUUGAAUCUCUCAAAGUCUGUGAUACUGAAUCCAACGUGAAUGGGACUAUUGGAUGCAUUCUGGGAGUCGGUGGACUGUUAUCUGAAAAGAUUACAGGCAAUCUCACUACAGGAUAUGUAGUCGAUAUACCUUGGACAUGGGAUGUAACUAUUUUUGGCUUGAAUGUGGAAACUGUUAAUGGUUGGAUACAUAUUAUCAUUUCUUAUUUGAUAAUUGAUCUUUCAUUUUGGUUGAAUAUUUUCAUCAGUAUGAGGGCUGUUAUCCCAACUACCACAGGAGAAGUUACAAGCUUCCGUGGCAUUGGAAAAUACUACUUCACAUUUAAAAAGUUCGGCAUCGACUUGUUAUAUGUGUUUCCUUUUGAAAUUCUUUCCCCAACGUUCUCAAAAUUUAGGAUGCGGAACAGAGCCGGGAAACAUGCUUGGUGGCUGCUACUGCGAAAUAACAGACUCUUUUCAAUAUUCCGUUACUUCCCCAGAAAUUUCGGCAAAUGGAAGCGGAGUCUUACUGCCAAUAUUGUGCGAAUCAAGCUGACCUAUGUCAUCCUUAUUUGUUUUUGUAUUGUACAUACCAUAUCAGUUUGGCUUCCUUGGUCAAGAUGCAGUUACAUGAAUCAGGAAUGGAGCCACGAUCCCUCUGGUACUGCUGGUACCUUUAGUGAACGUUGCCUGAGAAUUCAAGAUUACUUUCAUUUGUUUUAUAUCUGCAGUAUGGUUAUCACUAGUACAGGGUAUGGUGAAUAUCCUGCAACUGUCACUGAUUUGAUGCUCGUGGGUGUAGUAACAAUGACAUUGGGAACGAUUAUGUGUGGUUGGAUCAUUGCAGUUAUUUCUUCAAUGAUAUCCAGUACAGCAUCAGCCAUCACCACUUAUACCAACAAUCUUUUGAUGAUGAAAAGAUAUCUGUUAAAACAUUCCGUGCCUCUUCAAUUGACAAACCGAGCACUGGAUUGCCGAUAUAUUCUUUGGGACAGAUUUUUGGGUGAUGCUACUCCUGGUGAAGGAAGGGAUGAGGCUAUUGAUAGCAAACUUCCUUUGCAUCUCCAUCAAAUGCUUAUGUAUGAAAGCUUUGGAAGCUUUAUCGAACAUAUUCCUCUGUUCAAAGGACUUCAUCCUGCUGCAAUAUCUAAGCUAUGCAAUAAUAUUGAUGCCUAUCAUUAUUCAGAAGGGAGUGUGGUAAUCUAUGAGGGUGACAUGUGUGGUGGGUUAUACAUCAUCAAGCAAGGGCAUUGCGUUGUUGUUACCGAUGAUUUGAUGGAGUCAUUUGAUGUUUUGCAUCCUGGAGAUUACUUUGGUGAAGUUGAGAUUUUCCAUGGUAAAGGCUCCGCAAGAACAGUUGUUGCUGAUACUAGUGCAGAAAUCCUUUUCUUGGAGAAAGUUCAUAUCAUUGACAUCAUUGCUACCUUCCCACAGCUCAAUUCUGAAAUGGUCAGUAUUGCUGAUGACAAGGAAUACCAUGAUAUGAUUGUUCAAAAUAUCCACCAGCGUGCAGACAGGCCAAGGGUUGACAUGAGUAAGCGAUUUGAUAUUCAUCAUAUGAAUGGAGGUGUGUCAUAUUACGGGGACAAAAUUGUGGAAGCUCCUGCAGUUCAGAAGCUAAUAGAUGCUGACAGCACUGACGAUGUUGCCGUGCAUCCAGUUUUGAAGACACUGGCUAGACUGUUUCUGAUGCCUUUCACCUUUCACCCAGGCAGCAAUCAAUACAUAUGUUAUGAAACAUUCAGAAUGAUUCUGAACAUGAUUACCAUAUUCAUUGUGCCAUUCCAGGCAGCUUUCAUGCCCAACAUACCAGCGCUAUUGGCAUUGCAGUACAUCCUUGAUGGAUUGACUAUGGUGGACCAAUACAUUAAGCUUCAUACAAUGUAUUACAAUGAUCGCAAGGUUCUGGUGUGCCAUCCGUUAUAUACUGCGGGUCAUUAUUUCAAGACAAGUUUUUUUGUUGAUUUCAUUUCCUGGUUUCCAUUCGAAUUGAUUGUCAUGGCCACAAUACCAACACCAUGGACACUUGCUCAAUGGAGGUUCAUUUGUAUGUUUCGGGUACUCCGUAUUCUACAAUUGUACAAGCUAAUAGGUUACUUCAACUAUUGGCAAAGUGAUGUUCGUUGGAAAAGAAGAUUUUUAAAACAUUGUACUAGAGUUAUAUAUACACUUCUAAUGCAUAAUGUUGUUGCAUGUGUCAUGUACAUCGCAAUGGCUCAACCACAGAUAGCAUGGGUUGACAAACAGUAACAACACUGAUUACAUGACUUUGACCGGUGCAACUGGACCAUUCUCUGUUCCCAAACGUUCAUGGGUUCCAAAAGCUGUCAUAGAUGAUACAUUCCCUGCACUUGACUUGGUUAACAGUGACUCUCAUCG
Styela clava is the source of this 4580-nucleotide messenger RNA. The record is from RefSeq and is a predicted model, not a curated record. Lineage: Eukaryota; Metazoa; Chordata; Ascidiacea; Stolidobranchia; Styelidae.